AUGCGCGGCGAGUGGCUCACCCCGCUUGGAAGCUCCGCCACGCAUGAGUACUACCGCUCUAUUCAAGAGAAAGUUAUCGUGUGGUGGCGGGAGCACCAGCGCCAAGACCUCCCAUGGCGUCAAACGCUCCCUCGUGGCAGUGGUGACGUAAGCGGAGAAUUUGCCGGGGAGGAUCACCGUACAAGUGCAACGACGCCGCGUUAUGAUCCAUACCGAGUGUGGGUGUCUGAAGUAAUGUCGCAACAGACACGCAUGGAGACCGUCAUACCGUACUACAUAGCGUGGAUGAAAAAGUUUCCGUCGAUUAGGACGCUCGCCGCGUCGACGGAAGACGAGGUCAAAUCUGUGUGGGCUGGAAUGGGGUACUACCGCCGCGCUAUGAACCUUCGCAAAGGUGCGCAGUACCUCCUGGAGUGGUCCAAGGAGCGAGGGGAAACUGCUACGCCUUGUAUGCCGUCCUCCCAAGAGGAGCUCUUGAAAGUCCCUGGGAUAGGUCCAUACACGUCGGCUGCCAUUGCGUCAAUGUGUUUCGGCGAAUCUGUGUGCUCUGUGGACGGUAAUGUGAUACGCGUCCUGAGUCGUCUCCGCGGCGAGCGAGAUUUCGAUCCCAAAGUCUCGGCAAAUAUCAAAGAGGCGACGAGGUGGGGACAAGAGCUCAUGGGCAACUCACCCACCACCUCCGCCGUGAUUUGCCGAGACCCGAGCGCCUUGAAUCAAGGACUGAUGGAGUUGGGUGCGUCAGUGUGUCGCCCAGGCGGCGUGCCGCUCUGCAUCUCAUGUCCCUUAGAGCAGUUUUGCUGCGCCAGCGCGCUAGUGCGGUGUGGUGAGAUUGAGGCGAUCGAGGGUAUCAUACCGGUCCGUGCUGCAAAAAUGGCGAAACGCAGCGUGCGCGAGAUAUGUGUUGUGCACGAGAUGUCAGCCGAUCGCGCCUGUGACGCCAGGCGUUUUGUGAUUGUUCGCCGUCCAGCAGAUGGGCUGCUGGGUGGUAUGCUCGAGUUUCCUACCGUGAGCGCAUCCGCAGCAGAUGACGAGGAGGUUGCCGUACAUUUGGCGAAACACCCACUGAGCGUACUGACCUGGAAAGAGAAGGCAAGGCCAACAGGCGUCAGGUUGUGUGGAACAGUUCGGCACAUAUUCAGUCAUAUUAGCAUGGAUGUGGAGGUCGUUCACGUUCAAUGGCCCGCUGGGACCGACGGGGCUGCCUUGCUCAAGAGAGUCGCAGAGGUGGUGGAUGAUCACUGCACGGGCGACUACUGCAAGCUAUGCCCUACAGCUGCGCGCAUCUUCCUAAUGUCGGAAGCUGACCUGAGGCAGAGUGCACCGAGUCGUCUAAUGCUGAAAGUGCUCCAGAGGAUAUCGCCUAUGGAGGUCAAGCGAGUGCGCGGCAGUAGAGCUGGGACCCUAGCUAUUCAGGAGGGUUCUGACAUAUUGUCUCCGCAGAAGAAGGUGUCGAGAAGAGAGUUGGGGCACUUGUAA
This is a messenger RNA of Leishmania braziliensis MHOM/BR/75/M2904, 1476 nucleotides long. Its product is annotated as putative A/G-specific adenine glycosylase. Lineage: Eukaryota; Euglenozoa; Kinetoplastea; Trypanosomatida; Trypanosomatidae. Gene Ontology annotation, biological process: base-excision repair; mismatch repair. Bases 1 to 1476 code for a protein of 491 amino acids. Gene Ontology annotation, molecular function: 8-oxo-7,8-dihydroguanine DNA N-glycosylase activity; adenine/guanine mispair binding; oxidized purine DNA binding. The record is from RefSeq and is a predicted model, not a curated record. The transcript has a single exon. Gene Ontology annotation, cellular component: nucleus.